This is a messenger RNA of Diachasmimorpha longicaudata, 2921 nucleotides long. RefSeq lists its product as uncharacterized. Gene Ontology annotation, molecular function: Atg8 activating enzyme activity; Atg12 activating enzyme activity. The transcript has 5 exons. Gene Ontology annotation, biological process: piecemeal microautophagy of the nucleus; autophagosome assembly; C-terminal protein lipidation. The record is from RefSeq and is a predicted model, not a curated record. Gene Ontology annotation, cellular component: phagophore assembly site; cytoplasm. NCBI's taxonomy places the organism in Eukaryota, Metazoa, Arthropoda, Insecta, Hymenoptera, Braconidae. The coding region runs from base 315 to 2399 and encodes 694 amino acids.
CUGUUUUGUAAAACAAAUCAGUGACGACAGUGAUAGGAUUUUAGGCAAAACAUACAACACCUUGACGGUGUGAAGUGCAGCUGAUUAUUAUUGUUACAUAAAUUGGAGUACUUUGAACUACAUAAGCAGUAACUGGGUGACAUAAAUAAAGAUUUGACCGUUUUACGACAACAAUCGACAUCAAAAUUACGACUAAUAGCCUGUCGGUUUUUAAGGUUAUUUAUGUUUGUGGUAGACUGUUGCAGACGGUGUUGUGUGUUCUAAAAACCGAAUCAUAAUUUAGUAGUUUUAUAAAUCAAAAAUAAAGUAAAAAAAUGGCACAAGAAAUGGUGAAAUUCACAAAACUCCGGACAGCAAUAGAUCCCAAUUUUUGGGCUAAGUUCGCCGAGCUAAAGCUCGAUAAAUACAAAUUGGAGGAGAAAACAGAGAUAUCGGUCUGGGCAAGUUAUAGCCUUGACAGAUCAACCAAAACAAGGAGCCCAUUAUUGCUCGACUGUACGUCAUUUAACGAAAACGUCGAGACCACAUCUCACAAUGGAACAGUUCCCUGUUCGGGAUACCUCAUAAACACAAACACCUUUGAAAGCUUUAGGCAGAUCCACCCAGAAAAAUUCAUCGAAACAAUCGGCCAACACCUUCUGAAAGCGAUAGCCGACGGCACGGCCUUGAGAGACCCUUUAAAAUUGACCCUCUUCUUAGUGCUCUCCUACGCAGACCUCAAAAAAUACCGCUUCCACUACUGGGCGGCCUAUCCCACCCCCUUCAGCAUCCCUGAAAUGUUUCACCAGGUGCCCCCAGAACCGUUCACCUCAAAAUUCUCUAAAACCGCUCUUGAAAAAUUUAAGAGUGACUUCAACGCUCUAGAGCCAAAAGCCAAGUGUUUUUUCUGCAUUAUUUCAUCUUCGAUGGAAGAUCUGAGGAUAAUUCCCUUGUGGGAGGGAGUGGAGGCAGUAAAAUCGGAUCGUGAGGGUUCUGCCAACAUUAUGUUUGGAUUUUUCGAUCCCUGUGACAGCCCAGAGCCAGGUUGGCCUCUGAGAAAUCUCCUCUGCCUGCUCUUCUACACGAUCCCCAAGUACUCCGCCACCCAAAAAAUCCGAAUAAUAUCGUACCGAGGUGAGGACUCCCUCAUCUACGAGCUGAAAUCAGGUUCGAACCUGGACGAGGCUCAGAUAAAAUCGGACAUAACAAAGGGGAAACUAGUCGGUUGGGAGGCAAACAUGGGGGGAAAGAUGGGCCCCAAUAUCGCAGAUCUCUCCCAAUCCAUGGACCCCAGCAGAAUGGCUGCUCGAGCAGUCGAUCUCAACCUGAAGCUGAUGAAGUGGCGUCUGGUCCCCGACCUGGAUUUGUCAAAAAUCAGUAAGUUGAGGUGCUUGUUACUGGGGGCGGGCACACUGGGUUGUUCGGUAGCCAGAGUUCUGAUUGGCUGGGGCAUCAGGACCAUCACCUUCGUCGACAACUCCACAGUGUCCCAUAGCAACACUGUCAGGCAGAGCCUGUACAGCCACGAGGACGCUGUCAAGAGGCGGUUGAAAGCCGAGGCAGCGAAGGAGGCGCUCCUCAGGAUCUCCCCCAGCUUUAAUGUCGAGGGGGUUGUCCUCCAGAUCCCCAUGCCUGGUCAUGUCGUGGGCCAGAGCCUUCUGGAGUCCACCAGGUCUGCUGUGAAGGCUCUGGAGGAGCAAGUCCUCAAGCAUGAUGUUGUUUUUCUCCUGCUAGACUCCAGGGAGGCCAGGUGGCUGCCAACAGUUCUCUGUGCUGCACACGAUAAAAUCGCCAUCAAUGCUGCCCUGGGGUUUGACUCAUAUACAGUGCAGAGACACGGAACGAGGAGAGGUACAUCCGCGAUAUCUCCAGAUCUCUCCGUAAGGUACCCAGUAGGAGGUGACCUUGGCUGCUACUUCUGCAAUGAUGUCACCCAGCCCGGUAAUUCCCAGAUGGACAGGACUCUCGACCAGCAGUGCACAGUCAGCAGACCUGGUCUGUCUCCAAUCGCAGCUGGACUCGCGGUGGAGCUGAUGGUGGGACUAACCCAGCACCCCAAGGGGGUCGAGGCGAAUGCCUUCGUCGAGGACGGUAAGGGCUACAGCAGGAGCGAGAGGGAGGACUGCGAGGGCCUCCUCGGGGCGGUACCUCACACGAUACGUGGAUCACUCUGGAGUCAUGAGAUGAGACUCACGAUCACUCACAGGUUCCCCUCGUGUACCGCCUGCUCGGUUCCCGUUGUCACUGAGUACAGGGAGAGAGGCUUCGACUUCAUUUUGGAGGCUUGCAAUCAACCGAAUUAUCUGGAGAGGCUCGCGGGCCUCGAGGACUUGUUGAAAAAUCCUAAUCUUGAUGAGUUGUGCUAUGCUAUUGACACAUCCAGCGACGAGGAAGACAGCAUAGCCCUAUCGAAAGUGUAAAAAUAUUCGGGGGGCCGGUUGUACCAAGCUCUGUCAGCCAAAUGAAACGUCCGAAUAAAUCGAUGCCUCCAAUAAAUUUAUUCCACUGUUAGGAAAUUUUAGGAAUGAAUCGUGUUAUUGGCAAGUAAUAUCGACAAUUUACUUAUUUAUAUUUUUACAUAUUUUGUAUUUUUAAAAUUAUUUAUUAAUUAGUUACGCUAAUUAGAAAAUCUCAAUGGAAUUAAUUUAUUCUAUUUGUCGCGAGGACAUUUCUUAAUCAACUGAUAAUUUUCUUAGCUGGGCCUGGUACAGCUGGGCCGCAGUAAUAAAUAAUUGUGGUGAAAAUGGACUGAAUUGAAGACGUGAAAAAAUCUAAACGCAAUCGCAUUAAUUUAACGUUCCUCGUAGCACUCUUUAUAAUUUUGAUAUUUUAGAUGAGCUUUAACGCAUAUGCAGAGUCGAAACAUUUGUGCCGCCGAAAUUCCCCAGCUGUAUUGUCCCCGUACUCAUGAUUUUUACAAUAAAUUGUAAGUGAACGAAAAA